AGGUUUUUGGGUUCGUGGGUUCGUGGAUCCGUGGGUUCUUGGCUUUAUCGGUUCGUGGUUUCAUAGAUUGUGAACUGAUUCUUUGUGAAGUGCUUGUGGAGAUAGGCGACUGGAUUUGGCAUAGAAUUUUGAUUCACUCUUGAACUUUGGAAUCAAGUUGGCUAGUGCAAAAGUGAUGAUGCCAGAUGGUUGACGUAACUAACCUCGUAUUUUGUUUAAGAAAAAAGUGGAGUUGCAAAAUAAAAAGUAAAUUGGAAAAUGCCCCCAAAAUGUAAAUUCCAAGAAGGUGAAAAAGUUUUAUGCUUCCAUGGUCCUCUUAUAUACGAAGCCAAGUGUUUAAAAUCAUCAUUUUCAAAAGAUGAAAAGCAAAUAAAAUACUACAUUCACUAUGCCGGUUGGAAUAAGAAUUGGGAUGAAUGGGUACCCGAAGAUAGAGUGUUAAAAUUUAAUGAUACAAACGUUCAGAAACAGAAAGAAGUACAAAAAGUACAUGAACAAGCAAGUAAUAAACAAAAUAGAAAAAGUGGUGGUACUUCAAAAGUUCAAGGUCGACGGAGCGAAGGCGGUCGCGACAAGGAAAAAGAUAGCGAUAGUAGAGCGAGUACACCUGUAGCACUUUUAGAAAGAACACCAAGUCGUGCCAGUAAGUCUGCUGGAAUUGCACUUACACCAACGUCCUCAAGCGAUUCCCCACUGGAGGUACCACGCAAGAAACGAGGGCGACCAGAGCCUUCGGAUGAUACAGAAGAAUAUAGCGUUAAAACAGAAAUUAACAUCACAAUACCCGAUGAUUUAAAAUAUCAUCUUAUCGAUGAGUGCGAUGUUAUAACAAAGCAAAAAAAAUUGCCUUCCUUACCAAUGAGUAUUACGGUUGAAAAAGUUUUAGAUGACUACAUAGAAGCAAUUGAAACAGGAAAAAUGAAUGGUUUAAAUAAAGAAAGUGCUAUAGAAAUUACAAAAGGAAUUAGAGAGUAUUUUAAUGUUUCAUUUAAUUUACAACUUUUGUAUGGCUGGGAAAGACCACAAUUUGAAGAAAUGAUUCCAGAAGAUUCUGAUAUUUUACCAAGUCACUUAUAUGGUCCUUACUAUUUAUUACGACUAUUUGUUAAACUUGGAGAUAUGCUAUCUUAUACAAUGUUGGAUGAGAAAAGUACGCAACUAUUAUUAAUGCAUUUCCACCAUUUUCUACAAUAUUUACAAAAUAAUAGUGCAAGUUUAUUUGAUUUGCAUGAUUAUAAAGAUCCUUUACCAGAUUAUCAUCGAAAAUUUGUAAAAUAGAUGUGUGAUAACGUGGAGAUUUUAAUUUAGCAUUUUAUGUGCAAAGACUGUUAACAUUAUCGGAUAAACAAUGUUUUUUUUCUUGUUCUUAUAUAGAAAACUAUUACUUUUAUAUUUAGCACCUA
This is a messenger RNA of Ceratosolen solmsi marchali, 1403 nucleotides long. RefSeq names its product mortality factor 4-like (gene MRG15). NCBI's taxonomy places the organism in Eukaryota, Metazoa, Arthropoda, Insecta, Hymenoptera, Agaonidae. Bases 259 to 1278 code for a protein of 339 amino acids. The record is from RefSeq and is a predicted model, not a curated record. Gene Ontology annotation, biological process: chromatin organization; regulation of DNA-templated transcription. The transcript is spliced from 6 exons. Gene Ontology annotation, cellular component: nucleus; NuA4 histone acetyltransferase complex.